Messenger RNA from Dermacentor albipictus, 1230 nucleotides. The record is from RefSeq and is a predicted model, not a curated record. NCBI's taxonomy places the organism in Eukaryota, Metazoa, Arthropoda, Arachnida, Ixodida, Ixodidae.
AUGCUGCAGCCGCGGUCUCCUGAGGCGCCAGAGCCUGCCACGCCGCAGCCGCGGUCUCCCGAGGCACCACAGCCUGCCACGCCGCAGCCGCGGUCUCCCGAGGCACCACAGCCUGCCACGCCACAGCCGCGGUCUCCCGAGGCGCCACAGCCUGCCACGCCACAGCCGCGGUCUCCUGAGGCGCUACAGCCUGCCACGCCACAGCCGCGUUCUCCUGAGGCACCACAGCCUGACACGCCGCAGCCACGGUCUCCUGAGGCACCACAGCCUGCCACCUCGCAGCCGCGGUCACCUGAGGCACCACAGCCUGCCACGCCGCAGCCGCGGUCUCCUGAGGUACCACAGUCUGCCACACCGCAGCCGCGGUCACCUGAGGCACCACAGCCUGCCACACCGCAGCCGCGGUCACCUGAGGCACCACAGCCUGCCACGCCGCAGCCGCGGUCUCAUGAGGCACCACAGUCUGCCACGCCGCAGCUGCGGUCUCUGAGGUGCCACAGCCUGCCGCGCUGCAGCCGCAGUCACCUGAGGCACCACAGCCUGCCACGCCGCAGCCGCGGCGCCACGCCACAGCCGCGGUCUCCUGAGGCACCACAGCCUACCACGCCACAGCCGUGGUCUCCUGAGGCGCUACAGCCUGCCACGCCGCAGCCGCGUUGUCCUGAGGCGCCACAGCCUGCCACGCCGCAGCCGCGGUCAACUGAGGCACCACAGCCUGCCACAACGCAGCCCCGGUCUCUUGAGGCACCACAGCCUGCCGCGCCGCAGCCGCGGUCUCCUGAGGUACCACAGCCUUCCACGCCGCAGCCGCGGUCUCCUGAGGCGCCACAGCCUGCCACGCCGCAGCCGCGGUCUCCUGAGGCACCACAGCCUGCCACGCCGCAGCCGCGGUCUCUUGAGGCACCACAGCCUGCCAAGCCGCAGUCGCGGUCUCCUGAGGCGCCACGCCACAGCCGCGGUCUCCUGAGGCACCACAGCCUACCACGCCACAGCCGUGGUCUCCUGAGGCGCUACAGCCUGCCACGCCGCAGCCGCGUUGUCCUGAGGCGCCACAGCCUGCCACGCCGCAGCCGCGGUCAACUGAGGCACCACAGCCUGCCACAACGCAGCCCCGGUCUCUUGAGGCACCACAGCGUGCCGCGCCGCAGCCGCGGUCUCCUGAGGUACCACAGCCUUCCACGCCGCAGCCGCGGUCUCCUGAGGCGCCACGCCGCAGCCGCGGUCUCCUGA